Molecule: messenger RNA, 1120 nt
Organism: Carya illinoinensis
Lineage: Eukaryota; Viridiplantae; Streptophyta; Magnoliopsida; Fagales; Juglandaceae
Product: stem-specific protein TSJT1
Exons: 5
Coding region: 95-805 (236 amino acids)
Source: RefSeq, a predicted model, not a curated record
CUGAUCUCCUAUAAUGAUCUCAUUGUCGGAGCUUGAACUUUAUUAAAAGAGGAGUACUUUCUGGCGAGUUAGAGAGAGAAUUUUCUCGUUGGAGAUGUUGGGGGUUUUCAGUAGCUCGAUCGUUUCUCCGCCGGAAGAACUUGUGGCCGCCGGCUGCAGGACUCCUUCCCCGAAGACAACGUCGGCGGCGCUUCUGAACCGGUUCGAACAGACCAAUGCCUCCGCGGUUUCCGUACACGUCGGAGACCACGUCCAGUUGGCCUACACUCACCACAAGGAGUCACCGUUACUGCCCAGGUCAUUUGCCGUUAAGGAUGAUAUAUUCUGCUUGUUCGAGGGAGCCCUAGAUAAUUUGGGAAGUUUGAGGCAGCAAUAUGGGCUUGCCAAGUCUGCGAACGAGGUGAUUUUGGUCAUUGAGGCUUACAAGGCACUCCGCGACCGUGCACCCUAUCCUGCAAGCCAUGUUGUUGGCCACCUUAGCGGGAGUUUCGCUUUCGUAGUCUUUGACAAGUCUACCUCCACCCUCUUUGUUGCCUCUGACCAAUACGGUAAGGUUCCUCUGUAUUGGGGAAUCACUGCUGAUGGAUACGUGGCCUUUGCUGACGAUGCAGAAUUGCUUAAAGGUGCUUGUGGCAAGUCACUUGCUUCUUUCCCUCAAGGAUGUUUCUUCUCCACCACAGUAGGAGAACUGAGGAGCUUUGAGAACCCUAAGAACAAGAUCACUGCGGUACCUGCCACUGAUGAAGAGAUAUGGGGUGCAACAUUCAAGGUGGAAGGGCCAGCAGUUCUUGCAUCCACAGAGUAGAAGAUGUUCCUUUCUCCGAGGGACAGACAAAAUCUACAUCCAUUUGGGGGCUGGGAGAUGGAUUUUACAGGGCAAAUCAUCCAUGAGGAUGAGGGGCCAUGUAAAAAUAAUACCUACCUGAACGAGUCAGUGAUAUGUGGUGGGAAUGGCUCUUCUUCUUUCUUUUUUUUUUUUUUUUCUUGGUAGUUUUGGCCUUUUUUAAAGUUAUCCUGUAGCUUUGUACUGUAGCUCCUAAUCUCAAUCAAUGUACAGCUGUGCUUUCUAGUCCAUAUAAUGUAAUGUAAUGGUUUGUCUGUCUGUGGUUCAUGGAUGUCA